Zasmidium cellare ATCC 36951 is the source of this 1581-nucleotide messenger RNA. RefSeq lists its product as uncharacterized. Gene Ontology annotation, molecular function: FAD binding. NCBI's taxonomy places the organism in Eukaryota, Fungi, Ascomycota, Dothideomycetes, Mycosphaerellales, Mycosphaerellaceae. The transcript has 2 exons. The record is from RefSeq and is a predicted model, not a curated record. The coding region runs from base 1 to 1581 and encodes 526 amino acids.
AUGUCUUUCGUUUCAGCAUUAUCACUCGCAUCUGCAUUCUUAGCUAUUAUUCCUACUGUCGUUGCUGCAUCGUCCGCCAAGACAGCCUGCUCUCUAAUCGAAAAACAGUAUCCAAAGCAAUAUGCCGACAGCGUCCUGGAGCUUUCAGACCUCGCUCUUGGAGUGACCUACACAGAUCAACUGCACGCCUACUGGUCCCAGGCCAAUGCGGACAACAUCCCAGCAUGCAUGUUCUUCCCAAAGACAGCGCAGGACAUUGCCUUUGCGGUUCAGGUGUUGAACAACUACACCGAUGUGCCAUUUGCCGUGAAAGGCGGUGGCCACAACCCGAACAAGGGAUUCAGCAGCACGAAAGAUGGUAUCCUAAUUGCAACUGAGCCCAACAUGGCGACGACGACUCUUGACAGCAACAACUACGCACACAUUGGACCGGGAUCCAGAUGGAUCGAUGUUGCUACCGCUCUCGAUCCUUAUAACCGUGCUGUUGUGUCUGGACGUCUUGGACACGUCGGAGCAGCUGGUCUGACCCUCGGAGGCGGAUUGAGUUUCUUGAGUACCGAGCAUGGAAUGACCGCCGACACCGUCGUCGAAUACGAGAUUGUCACCGCGCAAGGCGAGGUCACGAGAGCCAACAAGAACCAAAACUCCGACAUCUGGUACGCCCUGAAAGGCGGCGGGAACCAAUUCGCCAUCGUCACCGAAUUCGUCCUCGAAACCUUCCCCAUCGGCCAAGUCUGGGGCGGGCACAAGAUCUAUACCCUCGACCAAAAGGACGCCCUCAUCAACGCAACCCACAACCUCAUUUCGAAUUACUACGAUACCAAAGCCGCCGUCAUCGUCACCUUCUCCACCACCCUCGACUCUCUCGUCGACAUCUUCGUCGUCUUCUUCUACUACAACUCUCCCGCGGGUCCCGGCCCCAUCCUCUCCGAGUUCAACGCCAUCCCCUCCCUCAUCGACGCCACCAAAGGCCCCCGCUCCUACAAAGACCUCAUCGACGACAACUCGCAAUUUUCCCUCGACGGCAUGCGCUACCUCAUCCGCACAGGCACUUUCCCCAACCUCCCCGGCGCCGACGGCGUAGACUUGUAUCAAAACAUCUUCAACUCCUGGUUCGAUCUGGCAAAAUCCUACCAGCGGAAACAGCUCGACAACUACGUCUUCUCGUUAGCCUACCAGCCUAUGCCGUAUACUCUGCAAUCGGCCUCCGUCAACGCCCCCAACGGCGUGAACCUCUUAGGCUUGGAUCCAGCGCACGGCGACAAAGUCUUCAUGGAAUACGACGUCUCCUGGCUGCUCCCCACGACCGACGCCGCGGCCGCCGCGGACCUCACGAAUAUCACGCAGCCUGCACAGAACUACGCCCGGCAGAAAUACGGCAAUUCGAGGCCGACGCAUUGGAGUAGCGGGUAUGUAGGGACGACGAAUUUCAACCCCCUUUUCAUGAAUGAUGCCAUGUAUAAUCAGGAUCCGGUGAGGAGUUAUGGGGAGGAGACGUAUGAGCGGUUGAGGGGGAUUCAGAGGCAGAGGGAUCCGAGCGGGUUGUUUAGUGGGAGGACGGGUGGGUGGAAGUUCACUUGA